GCUCUUGAAAGCCCUGUGGGACUGGAGGGGGCUCCAGUGAGCAUGUGCAGAAGAACUUGGUGGCUGCUGGCCGCUCGCUCGCUGGCUCGCGCUCGCUCGGCCGGACGAGGCCGGGGCAGGUGGCUGAUGCUCUCAGGGGGCUCACUCUUUGCACCCGCAGUGCUGGCCGCCGGGCUCGGGCAGGCGGGAGGAAGGGACCAGAGGGAGUGGCAGCGGCAGCGGCAGCCCCGGCUCUCGGUACUGUGGCCCCGGCCUCGUUUCUAGGGUCCGGGAGCCGAGGAUGGAGGCAGCUCUGCUGAAGCCACCCGCGCCGCAGAUGAUGGCGGAGCAGGUGAAGUGCUCACCCGGCGGGGGCGGCCCCGGAGCCGGCUCUGGGAGCGUGGUGAACGCGGAACUGGAGGUGAAGAAGCUGCAGGAGCUGGUGCGCAAGCUGGAGAAGCAGAACGAGCAGCUGCGGAGCCGGGCGGCCAGCGCUGCCGCGGCCGCCGCCUCCUCCUCCUCCUCCUCCUCCUCCUCCUGCUCAGUGCCAGCCUCCUCUUUGACCUCCUCCACCCACCCCGCAGCGGCCACCGCCUCCCCGGGCUCGCACCUGCUGCUGCUCCCGCCGCCGCUGUCCCCGCCGGCCGUGGCUGUGACCGUGACCGUUCCGCCCGCAGCUGGAAGCCCCCUGAGCCCCCCGGCCGCAGGAGGCGCGGGGGGAUUGGCAUUGGCACUGAGCCCCGGGGGUAGCAGCAGCGGCAGUAGCGGCAGCAGCAGCCCCGCUUUCCCUGGGACCUACUGCCUACCCAGCCCGGCCCCGACCCUCCUGUGCAGCCUGACCCAGCCCGAACAGCCCUUCGUGUAUUUCAAACCAUCCCCGGCAGGCUUUCCCGGGCCGGGAGAAGGGGGAGGGGGAGGAGGUAGUGGGGGGCAGGAGCCUGGGGUCUCUUCUCCGUUGGGGACAUCGGCCCCGGCCUCUCCUGCUCCGACCCUGCUGGAUGAGGUGGAGCUGCUGGACCUGGAGAAUGGAUUUUGCAGCCAGCUAGAGGACGAGUAUACAUGGUUGUACACAUCUUCUAAAGCAUGCAAUUUGCCAGAAAAUUCAAUGAGCCCUCUUCAGUGGUGUCGACGGGUCCUGGAUAAUCCAACACCUGAGAUGGAAGCUGCAAAACGUUCACUUUGCUUCAGAUUAGAGCAAGCUCUCCGAUGGCGCAGUCUCUUCACCCCACCCACCUCCUUGGCCUUUCCUUAUAGCCCUGUUGCGAGACUCAGUCCAUAUAGCAAUGGCUUUAAUUCUCCCAGCUUCUCUAAAACCUCCAGUAAAGCAAUACUAACACCUGAAAAAACAGGUUAUACUUCCAGGGGCUCCCCCCUUAGUCCUCAGUCAUCCAUAGAUAGUGAAUUGAGUACAUCAGAAUUGGAGGAUGACUCUAUCUCCAUGGGAUAUAAACUACAGGACCUCACUGAUGUUCAGAUCAUGGCUCGCCUGCAAGAAGAAAGUCUUCGACAAGAUUAUGCUUCUACUUCAGCAUCAGUUUCAAGACAUACUUCUGGCAUAUCAUUGAGUUCAGGAAAAAAAGGGACAUUCAGUGAUCAAGAAUAUGAUCGAUACAGUUUGGAGGAUGAUGAAGAGUUUGAUCAUCUGCCACCUCCCCAGCCUCGUCUUCCUCGAUGUUCACCUUUCCAAAGAGGAAUUCCACACUCACAGACUUUCUCUAGCAUUCGGGAAUGUAGAAGGAGUACCAGCUCUCAGUAUUUUCCUUCAAAUAAUUACCAGCAGCAACAGUAUUAUUCACCUCAAGCCCAAACUCCAGAUCAGCAACCAAAUAGGACAAGUGGAGAUAAACUCCGAAGAAGUAUGCCCAACCUAGCACGGAUGCCAAGUACAACAGCUGUCAGUAGCAAUGUUAGUUCUCCAAUCACUGUGAGAAACAGCCAGAGUUUUGACUCAAGCCUGCAUGGUGCUGGUAAUGGAAUGUCAAGGAUACAAUCGUGUAUUCCAUCACCAGGACAGCUUCAACAUCGAGUUCACAGUGUGGGUCAUUUUCCAGUAUCCAUAAGGCAACCUCUUAAAGCUACAGCCUAUGUGAGUCCAACUGUUCAAGGCAGCAGCAAUAUUCCUUUAUCCAACAGCUUACAGGCAUAUUCCAACACAGGAAUUCCCGCGCCAAACAAAACAACUACUCCUGGGAUGAUAGGGAGAAGUGGGCUUCCAAGACCAUCUUUGUCAAUAAAUGGGAGUAACUUGCCCCGGAGCAAAAUUGCACAACCUGUGCGAAGUUUUCUUCAGCCCCCAAAGCCUCUGUCUUCACUUAGCACUCUGAGAGAUGGAAAUUGGAGAGAUGGCUGCUAUUGAUGUGGCAUUUUGUACUCUUAGAAGACUGGGGAAGAAGUGGAAAAUGAGGGUUGUGUUGCCCAGCUGGCUGGGUGACAGUACAAUGGGCGUUUGUGUCUUUCCCUCCUUACGUUUUAAUGGAUUCACCAUGCUGUUUUUCAAUGGACCUAUUAUCGGAGACUAAAUUUUGCACUUAAAUAUUUGCCUGGGAUACUGCAAUGUUCUCAAACCCACAGUUGCAGUAUUGUGACAUUUAGAACUAGAUUUUUUUUUUUUUUUUUAUAGAACUGCUAUGUACCUGAACUACUUUUUGAGAGAAUUAAGAUGUACCAAUAUUAAAUACUGCUUUGCCAUAUCCUUUUUUUUUUUUAAGGUUACCUGUUCAAUGUACUUACACAUUCUAAAUCCUUUUGUCCAUUAUAUGUUCUGUAUUUUAAUACAUUGCCUAUGACUGGGUCUUAUAACAUACUUUGAACUUUAAUUUUUAUAGUUUACAGGAAUCCUAUCUUUUUUGCACUUGUUUCUUUUUAUGCCUAUUUGAACCACUAGGGAACAAUUUACAUUUUUGUGCCAUAAAAAGUAUUUUUGUGGUAAGGUACUAUUUUUUUAGCUCUGGGGAGAGAUCAACAAAAACACACCAUAUAGUUUGAGAGACCUAUAAUCUUGUUUUUGUUGUAGGAUGAGCACAAAAUUGAAGAGUUAAGGGGAGUUGGCUAAGACAGCAAGGGAAUCCAGUGGUUUUUGCCUUGUUAUUGUUUCCUUAAAUGUUAAUUUAUUAUCACAUCCUGUUUGUUAUUUGUGGAUCACAUCACAGAAUCUCAGAGGCUGAAAUGCACAUUGCAUUUACCACGUGCAAUGGUCUCUACACUAACUGUGGGAUUUCAAUACUUUGCUACAAAGGAUGAAACUGUAAUGUUUUACUAACAUUUGCUUCUGGAAAAAAAAAGAAUGCAUUUUAAUGCAAAUAAAUCUUUUUGAUAGACCUUUUACAGAAUCCAAUUGCACUAAUGAAUGCUUUCUUAUGGCAUAUGACCUAAUAUUUGUUACUGUGUAUACCGCUGUUUUGGAAUGUUUCAGAAAUAAAGAAUCUAUUUCAGCAAUA
Molecule: messenger RNA, 3416 nt
Organism: Sarcophilus harrisii (Tasmanian devil)
Lineage: Eukaryota; Metazoa; Chordata; Mammalia; Dasyuromorphia; Dasyuridae
Gene: SLAIN1
Product: SLAIN motif family member 1
Exons: 8
Coding region: 281-2335 (684 amino acids)
Biological process (GO): positive regulation of microtubule polymerization; cytoplasmic microtubule organization; microtubule nucleation
Cellular component (GO): microtubule plus-end
Source: RefSeq, a predicted model, not a curated record